Molecule: messenger RNA, 3475 nt
Organism: Neodiprion virginianus
Lineage: Eukaryota; Metazoa; Arthropoda; Insecta; Hymenoptera; Diprionidae
Product: GPI mannosyltransferase 3-like
Exons: 3
Coding region: 1550-3031 (493 amino acids)
Biological process (GO): GPI anchor biosynthetic process
Cellular component (GO): endoplasmic reticulum membrane
Molecular function (GO): alpha-1,2-mannosyltransferase activity
Source: RefSeq, a predicted model, not a curated record
ACGUCAGAUUCUGGAAGUCGCUUCGGCAGACUUUUAUUUCUACACUUUUAUUUCAGUUUAAUAUAUCGAAAGUUGUUUUUCUGCAGUUGUUACACCUGAUGAAUUCAUUUAUCAGGAUGUCAAGAUCUAAUUCUUCAGGUAUAUCUUGGUGAAUAUGGUUUAUAGCUACACCGCCCAAGUGAUCUUGUAGUACCGUUGAUAUUCAAUUAGUAAUUGAAACAAAAUUGAAUUUUUUGAAACUGCAGAUAUCUGAGGUGUGGAAUUCCACACCUACCAAAUAUUGAGGUGUGGAGUGCUCCAUACCUACUACAGUGAUUUCGCCACCUGUGAUUGAUGAAUAUAUGUCGAAAUAUCAAAGUCCACGUAUUUCAAGUGAAAAAUUGACUCGUCGUCGGCAAGGUGGAUUUCAAAACUUAUCUAAAAGCAGGGUGUACUAUGCCCUAAAAAACCCACCUGACCGAAGCAGGGUUAAAACAUUUGCAAUAAGAAUCAAAAUAUCCCAUUGGUAAAUUAUGAGUUUGAAGUUUCAUAAAAUGUUUUGUAAACCUUCGGACAGAAGAAACUGCAAUAUGGGCGAUGGAAAAGGAGUAUAGAAUGAAAGAAAGAGUCGAUACGUCAGAACGUCACGCCGGAUCGUCAAGCUUAGGCCCAAACAUCGAGGAAAAUGAAUAAGUACAGCGUAGCAUUUUUAUUUUCGAAAAUUUCAUCCUCUAUUAUUCUGUCUUUUUACCAGCAGUCGGUAUUCCGCUUAACCUCCUCGUCAGGACUGUCAGGAGUAACAAUCGAUUUAUCAACUCAAUGCUUUUCUCCUAACAGAAAGGUGUAUACCAUAAUUUAGUACGAUAAUUUAUAAUAAUAGACGAUAAUUAGGACGAUAAUUUUUUUUAUCAUCGUACGAUAAGUGUACGAUAAAUUUAUGCAGCCUGGUACGAUAUUUUCGCAACGGCCAUCUGGCAACCCUGGGUCCUAUGUGCAGCUUUCUCUUUCUAUUGCGCUAUUGCAUUCUCCAAAGGGCCACCUUCGUUACUCCUGCGGUCUAUUCUUGUAUGCUAUGAACAAAACCGACUCACCAGGACUGUCUGAUUAGCACGCUGAUUAGUCUGAAACCCGACCGGUUCUAUCGAGUUAUUUGAAAAUGCGAAAGAAGCGUAGGAAUUGGAUGUUGAGGCUCAGAUAGCCGUUACCGGUUAUCCGACUGUUCCUGUUAUCUUCAAACUCAAUAUUCACUUAUCCGUGUACAUCAGAAUAGAUUUCGAUUCUUGGUAACUCGCGUUGCACAUACCUAUAAUCAACCGAUAACGCGACGCGAUGUGUGAUUGUUUAGCCCACUGUUGGAUACACAACGAAAAUAUUAGACUAUUUAAGUAUGUAAAAAAUUUUGGUCCAGAGUAACCAGAGCAGCUGGGAAUAAUUUUCGCCGGAAAUCAAUGACGAAGAUUUGAAUUUCGGCGUUCGAUUAUUGACAGGUGUACCUAAUCAAGUUAUACGUAACGGACAACGUAAUAACUGAUUUUAGUUGACGGAAACUGCGAACAAAGAACCAAACAAAAUGAUUCUGUCAAAUAGAAUUCACAAAGUCCUACUCUGCGUGAUCGCGUGGAGAUUGUCAUCAGUAUUUCUAGUGCAAACGAGUGACGUACCGGACGAAUAUUGGCAGUCAGUGGAGGUUGCUCAUCGGCUGGCAUUUGGUUAUGGCCACUUGACCUGGGAGUGGCGGGAAGGAAUACGUAGCUACAUUUAUCCGUUACUGAUAUCGUUGAUCUAUCGGAUCCUUGGAUUUUUUCACCUAGAUUUUGCCACGCUUAUAAUAAUCGCGCCUCGCAUUAUUCAAGCCCUUCUCUCCGCUUACGCUGAUUACAGAUUCUACGUAUGGACCAAAAACAAGUGGGCCCUCUUCAGCCUCUGCACCAAUUGGUUCUGGUAUUACUAUGCCUCUCGAACUUUAGUCAACACCUUGGAGACUUCCUUAACGACAAUUGCCCUGUCCAUUUUUCCGUGGCGAGAUAGUAACACCAAGAGCGUCAGCUAUAUUUGGAUCGUCGCAUGGCUCUGCGUCGUUAGACCCACUGCGGCUGUGAUAUGGACUCCGUUAUGUCUGUAUCACCUUUUGACUACUCCGACCUCAGGAAGAAUUGUUCUCCUUCUGAGUUAUUUAAGAAUAGGAAUGACCACCUUAUCUAUAGCGACCUUGGUUGAUACCAUUGGUUAUGGAAAGUUCGUUUUAAGUCACAUAGAAUUUCUUCGGAUUAAUCUCAUCUAUCGGGUUAGCGAUUUCUAUGGUACUGAGCCUUUUUUCUGGUACUUGACCAUAGGAAUCCCAGUCAUCUUGGGCCUAUACUACGUCAUAUUUUUGAUUGGUGCCUGGCAAGUCGUGCAACAUCCUGCCAAGUUUCACAGACAGGCUGUUAUGUUAGUCGUUAUUGGAUGGACUCUGGCCAUCUAUUCAAUGAUACCUCAUAAAGAAAUUAGAUUUAUUCUUCCGUUACUCCCAUUCUUCGUCUGCCUUGGUACUAGUGGCAUUUUGUGCAUAAAAAAUUCUGUGGCACCCUUUACGCGAAAAGUUCUCAUGACCGUUUUGGUGCUCACUAAUUUAUUGCCAGGACUUUACUUCUCUCUGGUUCAUUUGCGAGGUUCGUUAGAUGCCAUGAAAAUAUUACGUCAGGAAAUUGCAAGUGUACCAAAUGAUGACGUCAAUAUCUUAUUCCUCACUCCCUGCCAUGCAACUCCCUUUUAUAGUCACUUGCAUGCUAAUGUAACAGCCAGGUUUCUGACUUGCGAACCAAGCUUAAGCAACCGAGAUGACUACAUUGAUGAGGCGUCAGAGUUCUUUGCAAAUCCAAACCUCUGGUUAAGACAAACUUACAGUAACACCAAAGAUACGGAGAUGCCCACACAUCUUGUAUUAUUUCAUGAGCUUGCUCCAAGUAUUCAUCAAUUUCUUGACAAAUACAGACUAAUCGCUGAUUUAUUUUAUGCUCAUAUCACACCAACUAAUUACAGUCAAUACCUACUGAUUUACAAAAGGAAGUGACUAUCCUUGAUUCAAUUGCAUCGAUUGCUUCAUUUUAAGUAUCUCCAUUGUCGACUGAUAACUUCGUAUCUAGUCUACGUGAUUAACAAUUCCUAAACUGCCGAUAUACUAAGGCUACUUAGUCAUCAUUAUGCAUUUUGUUUACAUGUAAAAUUCGCAUAAGAUUUUCAUUAGCGUAUAACUUGUUACAUCAGGAUUCUGCUUUGGGUUUGGUGACUCAAAUGGCUCGGGAAUAAUUGUUAUUACUUUGAAACUUCGAGAGCCAUGCAAAUUGUUAUAUGACUUAACAUUAAGUUUUUUGUGUGUUACAGGUUUGUAAAUAUUAUGAAACUGACAUGUUAUGACGUAAAAUUAUCUGUGUCUGCUCAUUGGACUUAAAAUGUUAGUAGGGCGUGAUAUGAAUGCUAUUACAAAAGUAGCAAUCGUAAUAAACCAGUGUUUAAA